This is a messenger RNA of Tachyglossus aculeatus (Australian echidna), 2462 nucleotides long. RefSeq names its product arachidonate 5-lipoxygenase (gene ALOX5). Gene Ontology annotation, molecular function: protein binding; arachidonate 5-lipoxygenase activity; iron ion binding. Gene Ontology annotation, cellular component: nuclear envelope. The record is from RefSeq and is a predicted model, not a curated record. The transcript is spliced from 14 exons. Bases 6 to 2030 code for a protein of 674 amino acids. NCBI's taxonomy places the organism in Eukaryota, Metazoa, Chordata, Mammalia, Monotremata, Tachyglossidae. Gene Ontology annotation, biological process: lipid oxidation; linoleic acid metabolic process.
UGGCGAUGCGGUCGUACACGGUGACGGUGGCCACGGGCAGCCAGUGGUUCGCGGGCACGGACGACUACAUCUACCUCACCCUCAUGGGCUCCCGGGGCUGCAGCGACAAGCACCUGCUCGACAAGCCCUUCUACAACGACUUCGAGAGGGGCGCGGUUGACUCUUACGAUGUGACGGUGACUGAGGAACUGGGUGAGAUCCAGCUCAUUAAAAUCGAAAAGCGAAAGUACUGGCUUCAUGACGACUGGUACCUUAAGUACAUCACCCUGAAAACUCCCUACGGGGACUACGUCGAGUUCCCCUGCUACCGCUGGUUCACCGGAGAGGGGGAGAUUAUCCUGCGGGAUGGCAAAGCAAAGCUUCCCCGAGAUGAUCACUUCCAUAUGCUCAAACAGCACAGGCGCAACGAACUGGAAAAUCGGCAGAAACUUUAUCGGUGGAUAGAAUGGAGCCCUGGAUUCCCCUCAAGCAUCGACGCCAAAUGCCACAAGGAUCUGCCCCGGGAUAUCCAGUUUGACAGCGAGAAAGGCGUGGACUUCGUCUUGAACUACUCCAAGGCGAUGGAGAAUCUCUUUGUGAACCGCUUCAUGCACAUGUUCCAAUCUUCCUGGAGUGACUUUGCUGAUUUUGAGAAGAUCUUCGUCAAGAUCAGCAACACCAUUUCCGAGUAUGUGAUGCAGCACUGGCAGGAGGACUUCAUGUUCGGGUACCAGUUUCUCAAUGGAUGCAACCCAGUCCUGAUCAAGAAGUGUACCAAGCUCCCCGACAAGUUGCCGGUGACCACGCAGAUGGUGGAAUGCAGCCUGGAGCGGAACCUGACCUUGGAGGAGGAGAUCGAGCAAGGGAACAUCUUCAUAGUGGACUUUGAGCUCCUGGACGGCAUCGAUGCCAACAAAACAGAUCCGUGCACUCUGCAGUACCUGGCGGCUCCCAUCUGCCUGCUCUACAAAAACCUGGAGAACAAGAUCAUCCCCAUUGCCAUCCAGAUCAAUCAAACCCCCGGGGAGAAUAAUCCCAUCUUCCUGCCUUCCGAUCCGAAAUACGACUGGCUGCUGGCCAAGAUCUGGGUCCGCUCCUCAGACUUCCACGUCCACCAGACCAUCACCCACCUCCUGCGGACGCACCUCAUGUCCGAAGUGUUUGGCAUCGCCAUGUUCCGGCAGUUGGCCGCCGUGCACCCCAUUUUUAAGCUCCUGGUAGCUCACGUGAGGUUCACCAUAGCCAUCAACACCAAAGCCCGAGAGCAGCUCAUCUGCGAGUGCGGCCUCUUUGACAAGGCCAAUGCCACCGGGGGUGGCGGACAUGUCCAGAUGGUUCAGCGGGCCAUGAAGGAUUUGACCUUCAAGUCCCUGUGCUUCCCAGAAGCCAUCAAAGCCAAGGGGAUGGAGAGCAAAGAGGAGAUCCCGUAUUAUUUCUAUCGGGACGACGGACUCAAGGUCUGGGAUGCCAUUCGGAGCUUCACAACAGAGGUGGUGGAGAUCUACUAUGAGAGCGACGAGGUGGUGGCUGAGGACGUGGAGCUCCAGGCCUUCGUGAAUGACGUCUUCCUCUACGGAAUGAGGGGGAGCAAGGCUUCGGGAUUUCCCAAGUCCAUAAAGACCCGAGAGAAACUCUCCGAAUAUCUGACCGUGGUGAUCUUCACAGCUUCAGCCCAGCACGCGGCGGUGAACUUCGGACAGUACGACUGGUGCUCCUGGAUUCCCAACGCCCCCCCGACCAUGCGGGCCCCUCCGCCCACCACCAAGGGUGACGUGACCAUCGAGAGGAUCGUGGAGACCCUGCCUGACCGCGGGCGUUCCUGCUGGCACCUGGGCGCAGUUUGGGCGCUCAGCCAAUUCCAGGAAAAUGAACUCUUCCUUGGCGUCUACCCCGAGGAGCAUUUCAUCGAGAAGCCCGUGAAGGAAGCCAUGGCCAAAUUCCGCAAGAACCUGGAUGUCAUCGUCGGGACCAUCGCCGAGAGGAACAACAACAAAAAGCUGCCCUAUUACUACCUGUCUCCGGACCGGAUUCCCAACAGCGUGGCCAUCUGAGCUCCCCCAUCCCCGUCCGGGCUCUUCCCCAAGAGUAGCUUUCUCAGAGAGGUUGGUGGUUGGGGUGGGGAGGCCUACAGCCUCUUUGCAAUUAUCCGAGCAAGUGGGAGAAAGCCCCAGAUGGGGCUGAACUCAAACCACAGAUAACCUCUAGACCUGCGCCAAUUAGGGUAUGCCAGUGUGUUGCCUAUAAGCAUUUUCUAUGCAGAAUCCAAUAUUCUCUGUGCCUUGUUCAAAUAGCAAAUGGAAAACUGCAAUGAGAAUUUAGAUUUCUAUUGGAUGUGUUCUACAAUCAGGCAGUUCAACUGCAAAAGCAAGUAAAGCAUUGCUUUUUUAAAUCACCUUCGUCAAGAUCUGCUGUUUUGAAAAUCUUGGAUGACUUUCUUACUUGUAUUUAUACUGUGUUCAUAAAUGAAAGUACUCUCAUUUUGA